Messenger RNA from Xyrauchen texanus (razorback sucker), 2005 nucleotides. Its product is annotated as transmembrane protein 47-like. The transcript is spliced from 3 exons. Gene Ontology annotation, biological process: cell-cell adhesion. Gene Ontology annotation, cellular component: cell-cell junction; membrane. The coding region runs from base 209 to 754 and encodes 181 amino acids. The record is from RefSeq and is a predicted model, not a curated record. NCBI's taxonomy places the organism in Eukaryota, Metazoa, Chordata, Actinopteri, Cypriniformes, Catostomidae.
CAGCAGAGAUGAUUUAGUAAUGGGCUAUGCAGUCGCGUUAAUAGGAGCGCGAGGGCAGCUGCCACAGCGUCCCUCAUGCUCAACAACACUGAUAGCUAAUACGGAUCAAAAGACAUACGUCUGAAUUUUGGAAUCAUCUUCUCCGCGACGUAACGCAACGCAAUAUUGCUCAUCAUCACCAUCACCAUCACAGGCGCAUCCUGCCGACAUGGCCUCGUCCGUGAGCGGAGCGGAGGAAGUGCGCGUGUCGGCGUUGACGCCCCUGAAGUUGGUGGGUCUGGUGUGUAUUUUCCUCGCACUGUGCCUAGAUGUCGGGGCCGUUCUGAGUCCGGCGUGGGUCACCGCGGAUGACCAGUACCACCUGUCCCUGUGGGAGUCGUGCUGGAAGCCCGCUUCCUCCGCGACCUGGCGGUGUAGCAGCACGUUGGGGACCGACUGGCAGAUCGCCACAUUGGCGUUGUUGUUGGGUGGCUCGUUCCUUAUCCUCCUUUCCUUCCUGGUGGCUCUGGUGUCUGUCUGCAUUCGCUCCAGGAGAUGCUUCUACCGGCCGGUCGCAGUUAUGCUCUUUGCUGCAGUGGUUCUACAGGCUUGCUGUUUGGUGCUGUAUCCUAUCAAGUUCAUCGAGACCAUCAGUUUAAGAAUAUACCAUGAGUUUAACUGGGGUUAUGGUCUGGCCUGGGGGGCCACCAUCUUCUCCUUCGGAGGAGCAAUUCUCUACUGCCUGAACCCCAAGAACUACGAAGAUUACUACUAAACCUGCUACAAUAUCCACAAUACACUUCAAUGUCCUCUUCACUGUUUGUAUAGCAGCUGAAUGCACUGAAUUUCCAUUCUCUUUGCAGAAGGGAUCUUGAAUUUGCACACACACACACACACAAUGAAACAUUCAAAAGUGCAGAGCAAUGCCAAGCUGUUAGAUAUGGAUGUAAAUUCUGUAUAUUUUGAUGCUUUUUUGCAUCCUCAUUUUUAAUCACCAUUCACUAUUAUUUUCUCUCUCUCGUUAAUCUCAUGAAAUUAAACCCUAUCAUUCAAAUUCUAUUCUUUUUCAUUCUGUCAUUUUUAUCCACUCUCUCUCCUCAUGUCAUUCUAACACCUUCUCUGAUCUUCAUCUUACGGUCAGAUGAGAAUCUAACUCCAGAUGUCGGGCUAUGUUCAUAGGAAUACUGUGAUGUGAUCUGUGGGGAAACCUCCAUCUGUGGUUGGAUGUGAUGCAAGGCAAACAGAAGGCUUCUACAAAUCUGACAGAAUCAAACAGUGCCCUGAAAUACACGGAUUCAGUUAUUACUUACAGUAGUAAUAGCUUAUAUUAGGUGUAAAUGUCAGUUUUGAGAAAAAUUAUUUAGAUGGCAUUUGAGAGUAUAUAACUGAAAAAUCAUAUAAUGAUUUGAAAUGAGGAAUGCUAUUAGUAUGUUAUUAGUACAGUAAAGGCAUACUUUUUGUGUGGGUAUCCCAAUGACAGAUGUUAAAUUUGCAUGUCCCAUAAGCCAAACAGCAGUUAUCAUUAUGAGACUGGUCAGGAUACUUAAAAAGAUCUCCACUUAGCCACAGAUGUACAUCAAAACAAAACUGCCCUUCUGAAGUGGUAGGAUAGACUAAGAUUUAUGUUAAGCACAUAUCCUGUACAUAUCACGUGGAUUAAAAUCUUAGUGCACAUAAAAAAUAUUUCUGAGAUCUUCAUUUCACAAAGGAUUUGGGUACAGAUACUUUGCAUUGUAUACAAAUCUAGGUCAAGCCUUGCAUAUAGUCUAGUUUUUGACUUGAGAUUGCCCACGAGAUCUUAUUAGUCUUAUUUUGCAAACAUAUCCAUACAGGUAGUGAAGGGCAGACUGUAUAAUUGUUAGCACUGUUGGUCUGUUGUGUGAAUGAUGGUGUGUUUGAAUGAGGGUGCAUGUCACACUUUCGGGUGUUUUUGAGUGAUUGUGUGAUUUCUGUUGGGAUUUUUCUAUCCCAAAUGCAGUUGUGACAUACUGUACUCAUUUAUAUACUAACCAAAUAAACAGAUAAA